GAAUAUCGGCUACCUAUAAAAGACACGGACGACUCAGUCCCGAACAGUUGACCUGUCUCAUUUUGUGUGUGCUAUACGUCCGAUAAUUUAAAGAAAAUGAAAUUGAGCGUGGUAAUCUUCCUGUUGGCGGGUUGCGCUUUGUCGCUCGCCGUAGAGCACGGACCUCUGCUGACGGCAUUACAACCACGGGACCAGGCACAACCCACAGGGGUCGCACAUGUCAGAGAUAAGAGACACCUUGGACUUCUUGGUGUCGGUGCUCUUGGUGCCGGAGUAAUUGGUGCAGGUGCUCUCGGCCUUGGCGCUGGUAUCAUUGGUGCUAAGGCAGUAGGAGCGGGUCUCGUCGGUGGAGCCCUAGCGUCUGGUGCUCUCUACGGACACGGCAGGAGCUACGGCGGUUACGGAGGAUACUACGGCGGUGGAUACAGUGGAUACGGUGGAUACGGCGGAUAUGGAUACGGUGGAUACGGCCACGGAUACAGAUCGUACUACCCGUCUUCAGGGUACUACGUAUCCGAUCCAUGGUGCUAAAUGUAACAAUUCCUGAAUGCUUACCCGAUUGUUGGUAAUAUAUAGACAUUGUUGUGAGUGUGUGUUAAAGUACUGAAUAAAUUCCGACCGAUAUUAUAAUAAGUGUAAAAUAAACAGUUUCUAAUAAA
Papilio machaon (common yellow swallowtail) is the source of this 659-nucleotide messenger RNA. RefSeq names its product acanthoscurrin-1. NCBI's taxonomy places the organism in Eukaryota, Metazoa, Arthropoda, Insecta, Lepidoptera, Papilionidae. The record is from RefSeq and is a predicted model, not a curated record. The transcript has 4 exons. The coding region runs from base 97 to 531 and encodes 144 amino acids.